Messenger RNA from Puma concolor (puma), 1517 nucleotides. It is a transcript of the gene CB1H4orf33, whose product is annotated as chromosome B1 C4orf33 homolog. Lineage: Eukaryota; Metazoa; Chordata; Mammalia; Carnivora; Felidae. The record is from RefSeq and is a predicted model, not a curated record.
GGGGCGAGCUGGCUCCUUUCGGUCUUCCUGUGGUGGAGUACGGUGUUUCCGUGUUUGUGUUUAUGUGUGUUUACAUCCCAAGAUGUAAACGUAGGUAGGGCAUAAAAUACAUAUUUUAAAUGUUCUCGGGAUCUUUGAUACCUAGUACUUCUGGACUGGGAGAACGUGCUGGCCAAAAGGAGUGAGUGGAAAAGUCUUCAGAUGGAUUUUAAAAUAGAAUACACUUGGGAUGGUUUUCCAGUGAAGCAUGAGCCAGUGUUUGUCAGGCUGAAUCCAGGUGAUGGAGGAGUGGUGAUGGAAGUUAGCGCCCCAUUUUUCAAUGAUCCUCCAGCUCCACUUGGAGAACCAGGAAAACCUUUCAAUGAACUGUGGGAUUAUGAAGUUGUGGAAGCAUUUUUCUUGAAUGACAUAACUGAACAGUAUUUAGAAGUUGAACUUUGUCCUCACGGACAACAUUUGGUGCUUUUACUCUCUGGAAGAAGAAAUGUAUGGAAACAGGAGCUUGCUCUAUCAUUCAGAGUGUCCAGAGAAGAGACAAAAUGGGAAGGCAAAGCUUAUCUUCCUUGGAGUUAUUUUCCACCAAAGGUGACAAAAUUCAAUUCAUUUGCAAUUCAUGGGUCAAAAGAUAAAAGAAAUUAUGAAGCUCUUUACCCUGUACCUCAGCAUGAACUGCAACAAGGACAAAAACCUGAUUUCCAUUGUCUGGAAUACUUUAAGCCUUUCAAUUUUAACACACUGCUUGGAGAAGAAUGGAAACAACCAGAAUCAGAGCUGUGGCUUAUGGAGAAAUCUGAUGUAUAGGAGUAUAGUAGAUGAUCAUAUCAAUCAUUUCUUCUCUGUAUCUUUUAAGGUAAACCAAUAAUAAGUAUAAUCUCUUUUAAUCAUGGUACCACCAGCACAUUUCAACAGCAAAUAUUUUCAUAGAAGUCAGUGAAAAUACAGUGUCUCUGUGGCAAGUUGUAUAUGAGUUAACAAGAAAAUUGAAGGUUUGUAGAUGAGUUUAUCUAGUAAGUUAAAAUGUUCCUCAGAGUCAUUAAGUCCAGAAGUGACCAUGUCAAUGAGUUCUGUCUGCCUUACCACCCUCAACCCAAAUAUCUCCAACUCUGUCAGCCAAAAUCAUUAUUUCUCUUCCCACUUCCCUAAACCUCAGUCAGCCUGAGACUGGAACAUCUUAUUUGCACAUGUUUUAAUUCCAUGUAAUGUACAAUAAUUCUUUACUCAGAAUCUUCUGCAUUCUUCAAGUGGGUUGAAAACAAUGACCUAUUUCAGUUGGGAAGGAGAUCCACGUUUGUUAAGGCAUCAUUAAGAUACAUAUGUAUUUAACCAGCUGUUUUUCCUGUCUUGGAGGCUAUUUUUAGUCUGUAGAAGGAAAUGGAAUGAAGUAGCCUUGAAUUUGGGCAACUGAUUCUACUUUUGUUUACAAACAGAUGACACUUACUUAUGUAUGCUGUUAAACCAGAUGUGAAAAUGUUUUUGCUUUAUUUUGUGAGCAUUAAACAUUCCUGGUCUAGAAUUUU